UUGUUUCUCAAAUUGGGAAUUGUUCUUAGGUUUUGCUGAACCUCUGAAUUAAAAAUUAAAACUAAUGGUUUAAAACGCCACACUUACAUUUAUGAAUACUAAACUUUGCCAACAAAAGCAGAACAUUAAUCAAAUAUAUAUUCAUAUUCCUUAUGAAGAGACAUGACAUAGCUAAAAAAAAAAAAAAAAUAAAAAAAAAAAAAAACCAUUUUCAAAACAAAGUUGAAAGCUGGGAAUAAUAUGAUCAAUAACAAUCUUGCAGAAAUCAGACCAAAAACAAGUCGAGUAGGGACAACUCCAAAAUAAAUGAAAAAAUGUUUCCUCCUGCAGACCACAAAAUGUUCAGAAUAUAUCGACGUCACAAUUAAAUCUCUCUACAAGAAAAUAAUUGAGGUAUUUAUGAGGUCACUUCCGAAUUUUGCACCAUCUCAAUCCAGCCACAUCCUGCGUCAGACAUGUUUGUGUCGCGUCUCGUUUGCGUUGCAUCAUAAAAAGAAAAUGUUUAGGUCACUGUAUCAAGUUAAAUAUAGUUUAAUACUCAAUCUUUAAAUGCCUCUUGAGAUCCCUUCGUGCGUUUUGAACGCAAGAACGCCCACUGAAGUGAUUUCUUCACUGUAUAAACUGUGUGUUGUUCACACAGCUGAAGUUUUACUUACUGUCCUCAGGAGUAAACAGGUGGUACUACAAGCUUGCAUUUUUCAGGAAUCUUCAAAAUUUUGGUCCGGGGCAGUGCGAUUAAAUGCGUUAAAAAAAUUCACGCGUUAUUUUUGUAAAAUUAAUCGCACUGAAUUAACGCGUUAAAUUGACAGCCCUAAUUUAAAGACAAAUGUUUCUGUGGAACACUUCACUCAAUGAGGAACUGGCCGAGCAUGAGAAAGUUUCUGACCAGAUCAAGAUUACACAAAAAGAUCUGGAGCAAGAUGGCUUCUCCAAAAACCCUUUUUUCCAUGGGAUUAUUGCUGAAGUACCAGAGCACCUUAAAUCCAAAAAUGGUCAUACCAAGAUCGGUUACUCUCUGUAUUUCUACAUGUACAGCUCAUGGAAAGGCCGGGCGGUGUACAUGCAGGAUCUGUAUGUGAUGACAGAGUUCAGGGGGAAAGGCAUUGGAAAGGCUCUAAUGGCCAAAGUUGCCCAGCUUGGUCUGGCUGCUGGUUGCACUCAGUUGAAUUUCACAGUGUUGGACUGGAACAAGUCAUCACUUGACUUCUACCUGAAGCAGGGCUGCUGGGAUGUGACCUCUGACCUCGGCUAUCACUGCAUGCGUUGUGAGGGUGAUGCCCUUGAACAUUUGGCCCAGGGAGACCUUUAAAUUGUCAUGCACAUUGAAUCCCCUGUCUACUCUUAAUAAGAGCUCAGAGACACAGGUUGACACUUUACUAGAAAUUGCACACAUAAGUAAUUUUCUCUUAAAAGCUUUUACAUUACACUGAUAAGCCACAACAUUAAAACCACUGACAGGUUUAGUAAAUUACAUCAAUUAUCUUGUUACAGUGGCACCUGUCAAGGGGUGGGUCGUCAGGGUCAUGGUUGCACUCAUUUGCGUGGCUCGUCAUCAAUUGUGUGUAGAUCGCAUCACUGUUUUAUUAAUAUUAUAUGACAAAAACAAUUUUCAAGUUUUAAUUCAAUUAACAGUGAUGAAAUCACGGCUCAUUGAUGCACAUGGGGAGCGAAGGCAAGCCUGUCUGGUCCGAUCCCACAGAAGAGCUACUGUAGCACAAAUUGCUGAAAAACGUAAUGUUGGCCAUGAUAGAAAGGUGUCAGAACACACAGUGUAUCGCAGCUUGCUGAUGGGGCUGAAUAGCCACAGACCGGUCAGAGUGCCCAUGCUGACCCCUGUCCACCACCGAAAGCACCUACAAAGGGCACGUGAGCAUCAGAAAUGGAUCAUGGAGCAAUGGAAGAAGGUGGCCUGGUCUGAUGAAUCAUGUUUUCAUUUACAUCAUGUGGAUGGCCAGGUGUGUGUGCGUUGUUUACCUGGGGAAGAGAUGGCAGCAGGAUGCACUAUGGGAAGAAGGCAGGACGGCGGAGGCAGUGUGAUGCUCUGGGUAAUGUACUGCUGGGAAACUUUGGGUCCUGGCAUUCAUGUGGAUGUUACUUUGACACGUACCACAUACAUAAAUAUAGUUGGAGACCACUAACACCACUUCAUGGCAACAGUAUUCCCUGAGGCCGUGGCCUCUUUCAGCAGAAUAAUGCGUCCUGCAAUACUGCAAAAAUUGUUCAGUAAUGGUUUGAGGAACAUGACAAAAAGUUCAAGGUGUUGGCUUGGCCUCCAAAUUCCCCUAAUCGCAGUCUGAUUGAGCAUCUAUGGGAUGUGCUUGACCAACAAGUCCGAUCCAUGGAGGCCCCACCUCGAAACUUGCAGGACUUAAAGCAUCUUGAUGCCAGAUAUCACAGGACACUUUCAGAGGUCUUGUCGAGUUCAUGCCUCGACAGGUCAGAACUGUUUUGGCAGCACGAGUGGGACCUACAUGAUAUUAGGCAGGUGUAUUUAAUGUUGUGGCUUAUCGGUGUAUAUUGUAAAAUGUGAUUGAUUGGUAUGCAAAAGAGAUGUCAUGGCUACCUAGACGUUACAGAUGUGUCACUUUAUGCUUUACAUGGCACCAGGCAUUUCUCCUAACAAAGAACAAGCUCGACAAAUUUACAAAAAAAUGCACAUAAGAUAAAUCCUUAUUGUGUUGAUUUGUGGUAAUGGAGCCAUUCUCCAAUUUAAUUGUUUAUUUUGCCUUGUAUAAUAAGGUUUUAAGUAUUAAUAAACUCCCAUAUAUUUAAGUAUGCACUGUAUACAACUUGAACAUGCAACCCAUAAGUACUUCAUCCUAUAAUUUGUAUGUAACGUUUUUUACCUGUUAAAAAGGAACUGCACUUUUGAAAAUGCCGUGUACCCUCCCGAAAAUGUUACCCUAUUACAAGCUUCUGUGUCCAGUGUGCUGUGGAGGUCUGUUGUUUUGUCUGUUCUAAAUGCCAUGAAUAAAAUUAUAUA
Xyrauchen texanus (razorback sucker) is the source of this 2983-nucleotide messenger RNA. RefSeq names its product thialysine N-epsilon-acetyltransferase-like. The record is from RefSeq and is a predicted model, not a curated record. Lineage: Eukaryota; Metazoa; Chordata; Actinopteri; Cypriniformes; Catostomidae. Gene Ontology annotation, molecular function: N-acetyltransferase activity. The coding region runs from base 827 to 1309 and encodes 160 amino acids. The transcript has 6 exons.